GCGGAAGAACCCCUGCUGCCGUCAUGUGACAUCGUAACCACGUCACCAUCAGCGGCUGCACGAGCUUCAAACCUCCUUCCGACAGCAAUAUUCCUCACGCAGUCAUGUCAAUGAAAGAAUCAAAGCCAAAUCUCAGCCAUUCCCAAGUUAUGGAGAUAGUGAAACGACUCUUUGGCUUAACUGCAUCCACCAUACAUCCAUUGCCCAGUUAUGAUGAUCAGAACUUUUAUGUGGCCUCUAGUGAAGGUGGCGAGUACGUUCUGAAGGUUAUGAACUCUGUAGACAGUCAAAAUUUCACUCUUCUAGAACUGCAAACUCAUGCCAUGAACUUCUUACACCAGAGAGGACUUCCUGCCCAGACCGCUUUACCCAACCUGACUGGCCAACUCUUGAGUUUGGAAGAAAUUGAUUGUGGUUAUGGCAUGCAGAAAUAUUUGGUCCGCUUGCUCACCUACCUGCCUGGCACUACAAUAGCCAAAAUAACAAGCAGUCCCCAGAUCUUGUAUGAGGUUGGGAAAAUGGCAGCCACAUUGGAUAAAGUUUUACUGCAAAUGGAGCAUCCAAACAUCAGUGCCCUCCAGAGAGAGAAUUUCAGGUGGAAUCUUGGCAGUAUUCCUCUCUUAAAUCAAUAUCUUCAUGUGAUGGAUGGGGAUCCUGUGCAAAAGAUUGUUAAAGGUGUAAUGGAGCAGUACCAGGCCCAAGUUGUGCCAAAACUAACACUUUUUCGCAAGUGCAUUAACCAUGGAGACCUCAAUGACCACAAUCUCUUGGUGGAACCCAUUGGACCUUCAAGGUACAAGAUCUCAGGGAUUCUUGACUUUGGAGACAUGAGUUAUGGGUAUUUUAUAUUUGAGCUGGCCAUCGCAAUCAUGUACAUGAUGAUUGAAAAUUCCAAUCCGAUAGAUGUUCGAGGGCCAGUUGUGGCGGGAUGGGAAAGUGUUUUUCCUCUUAAUGAUGCAGAAAAAGACGCACUCUAUUUUCUGGUUUUGGGUCGGUUCUGCCAGUCACUGGUUCUGGCCCGACAUGCGGUUAUUCAGCAACCAGAGAACACAGAAUACUUGAUGACGACGGCCAAGACUGGUGUGCACCACCUGUAUCGUCUUUGGGAGCUGGGUAAAGAGGAAGUGGAAAGAAUAUGGUUCCGGAGUGUUGCACAGUUCAGUCAUGCAACAUUUAUAGACCGUGACUGAUCGCUGCAUCGGGGAAUAUACUGUUAUGUCUUGUGUUAAAGGAAUAGUCCUCCCAAAAAUAAAAUUCCUGUUGUUGUUUUCUCACAUGUUGUUCCAAUCACAUAUGACUUUGGUGACAGAAGUGGUGACAUUUUGUAGAAAAUUGUUGAUUUUAAACCAAACAGUUUGUUUAACACUGAUGUCUGUUCCAUGUUCUUUUGUUGUCUGUUUGCUUUUGAUCUCAGAACUAAUGUGAGUAGAUGGCAUAGAGGAAGAAUUUGUAUAUAUUCCUGUAUCACAUACAGUGGCAAGAAAAAGUAUGUGGAUUUACCUGCAUUUAUGAAUUUGUUUUUCUUAAAAUCUGGUUUGUUCUUCAUCUAAGUUACAAUAAUGAACAAAUACAAUCUAUUUUAACUAAUAACACACAAAUUAUUGUGUUGUUGUACAUAUUGAAUACAUCAAACAUUCACAGUGAAGGUUGGGAAAAAGUAUGCGAACCCCUAGGCUAAUGAUGUCGACAAAAGCUAAUUAGAGGCAGGAGUUGGCAAACCUGGCUUCCAAUUAAUGAAACGACAUUGGAGGUGUGGUUUAGAGCUAAUUUGACUUAUAAAAAGCACUAAAACAUUUUUAGUUUGCUAUUCACUAGAAGCGUCUUCUUACGUGGACCAUGCGUUGCAAAACAAAAGAGAUCUCAGAAGACCUACGUUCAAGAAUUGUUGCUUUGCAUAAAGCUGGAAGGGGUUACAAAGUUAUCUUCAAGAGCUUAGAUAUUCAUCUGUCCACAGUUAGACAAAUUAUCUAUAAAUAGAGACGAUUUAGUUCUGUGGCUACUCUCUCUAGAAGUGGCUGUCCAGCCAAGUUGACUUAAAGGCCACACCACAGAAUACUCAAUGAGGUAAAAAAGAAUCCUAGAGUAAAAGCCAAAUACUUGAAGAACUGCCUGGUCCGAUGAGUCCCAUUUUCUUUUACAUCAUUCGGGCGGCCCUGUACGUGUGCGCUGUUUACCUGGGGAAGUGAUGGCACCAGGAUGCACUGUGGAAAGAUGACUAGCUGGUGGAGGGAGUGUGAUACUCUGGGCAGUGUUUUGCUGGGAAAGCCUUGGUCUGGCCAUUCAUGUGGAUGUCAUUUUGACAUGUACCACCUACCUAAACAUUGUUGCAGACCAGGUACACCCCUUCAUGGCAAUGGUGUCCUCUGAGGGCAGUGGCCUCUUUCAGCAGGAUAAUGUGUCCUGCUACACUGCACACAUUGUUUGGGAAUGGUUUGAGGAACAUGAUGAAGAAUUAAAGGUGUUGCCCUUUAGAGAGUGGCAAAAUCUCAAGCUGGCACUCAUCCAGGACACCCCAUAACCAACAACAAAUUUUAAAACCACAGACAACCUACUGUAAAGUACCAUUUAAAAAAAAGCAUAAUUUACACUACAGAAUAAUAGAACAAAUUUUGGGAAAGUGAUACCGUUCCUUCUGUGUUUUUCAAUUUUUAAAUUGAUCCAAACUCUCUUCUACAGUAUAUGACCAAAAACAAUAGUUAAUUAUGACCGUCAUUUUGUUGAUCAGCAUAGAAAGCAUAA
Messenger RNA from Myxocyprinus asiaticus (Chinese sucker), 2739 nucleotides. RefSeq names its product hydroxylysine kinase-like. Lineage: Eukaryota; Metazoa; Chordata; Actinopteri; Cypriniformes; Catostomidae. The record is from RefSeq and is a predicted model, not a curated record. The coding region runs from base 105 to 1190 and encodes 361 amino acids. The transcript is spliced from 5 exons. Gene Ontology annotation, molecular function: amino acid kinase activity.